AUGUGCGGAAUACUUGCAGUUCUGGGUUGUUCUGAUGAUUCCCAGGCCAAAAGGGUCCGAGUUCUAGAGCUCUCUCGCAGGUUGAAGCAUCGUGGUCCUGACUGGAGUGGGCUAUACCAACAUGGAGAUUGUUAUUUAGCUCAUCAGCGGCUAGCAAUCAUCGAUCCAGCUUCUGGUGAUCAGCCUCUAUAUAAUGAAAACCAAGCCAUUGUUGUGACGGUGAAUGGAGAAAUUUAUAACCAUGAGGAGUUGAGGAAGAGCAUGCCAAAUCACAAGUUCAGGACCGGGAGCGAUUGCGAUGUCAUUGCCCAUUUGUACGAGGAGCAUGGGGAAAAUUUUGUGGACAUGUUGGAUGGAAUGUUCUCAUUUGUCCUGCUGGAUACCCGUGAUGAUAGCUUCAUUGUUGCCCGAGAUGCCAUCGGAAUCACCUCCCUCUAUAUUGGUUGGGGACUUGAUGGCUCGGUAUGGAUUUCAUCUGAGCUCAAAGGUUUGAAUGAUGACUGUGAACAUUUUGAGAGCUUUCCACCUGGUCACAUGUACUCUAGCAAAGAGGGUGGAUUCAAAAGAUGGUACAACCCCCCUUGGUUCUCUGAGGCUAUUCCAUCGGCACCAUAUGACCCUCUUGUUCUGAGGCGAGCUUUUGAGAAUGCCGUGAUCAAGAGGUUAAUGACCGAUGUUCCUUUUGGGGUUCUGCUGUCAGGAGGUCUGGAUUCAUCCUUAGUUGCCUCUAUUACCGCUCGCCACUUAGCAGGCACAAAGGCUGCUAAGCAGUGGGGAGCACAGCUCCAUUCCUUCUGUGUUGGGCUAGAGGGCUCACCGGAUCUGAAGGCUGCAAAAGAAGUUGCAGACUAUUUGGGCACCGUUCACCACGAGUUUCACUUCACCGUUCAGGAUGGUAUCGAUGCCAUUGAGGAUGUUAUUUACCAUAUUGAAACUUAUGAUGUGACAACGAUCCGAGCAAGUACCCCUAUGUUUCUCAUGUCGCGUAAGAUUAAGUCACUAGGAGUGAAGAUGGUGAUAUCCGGAGAGGGCUCUGAUGAGAUUUUUGGUGGGUACUUAUACUUUCACAAGGCGCCCAACAAGGAAGAGUUCCAUAGGGAAACAUGUCGCAAGAUAAAGGCACUCUACCAGUAUGAUUGCUUGAGAGCUAAUAAAUCAACAUCUGCAUGGGGUUUGGAAGCCCGGGUCCCCUUUUUAGACAAGGAAUUCAUUAAAGUUGCAAUGGAUAUUGACCCUGAGUGGAAGAUGAUAAAGCCAGAACAAGGGCGAAUUGAGAAAUGGGUUCUGAGGAGGGCUUUUGAUGAUGAGGAACAACCCUAUCUGCCAAAGCAUAUUCUCUACAGGCAAAAAGAGCAAUUCAGUGAUGGUGUCGGCUACAGUUGGAUUGAUGGGCUCAAAGCCCAUGCGUCACAACAUGUGACCGAUAAAAUGAUGCUCAAUGCUUCACAUAUCUUCCCACACAAUACCCCUACCACAAAAGAAGCCUACUAUUACCGAAUGAUCUUUGAGAGGUUCUUCCCACAGAACUCAGCUAGGCUGACUGUUCCGGGAGGAGCAAGCGUUGCAUGCAGCACUGCCAAAGCAGUUGAAUGGGAUUCUGCGUGGUCAAAUAACCUUGAUCCUUCUGGCAGGGCGGCAUUAGGAGUCCAUCUUUCAGCUUAUGACCAGAAGUUAACCACAGUCAGUGCUGCAAAUGUGCCAACAAAGAUCAUUGAUAAUAUGCCGCGGAUUAUGGAAGUAACCGCACCCUGA
This is a messenger RNA of Vitis vinifera (wine grape), 1752 nucleotides long. Its product is annotated as asparagine synthetase [glutamine-hydrolyzing]-like. Gene Ontology annotation, molecular function: asparagine synthase (glutamine-hydrolyzing) activity. The record is from RefSeq and is marked provisional. Lineage: Eukaryota; Viridiplantae; Streptophyta; Magnoliopsida; Vitales; Vitaceae. Gene Ontology annotation, cellular component: cytosol.